AUGCCGAGCGAGGAGGACGGCGUUACGCAGGCGCAGGGAGCGGCGGACUGCCGCGCGGCGGGACUACCUCGGGCGACCGAGGCAGCUCUGUCGGCGGCUGCAUCCGGCCCCCCACGUAUGACGACGCUGCAAUCGACUGCGGACUGCGCUGCGGUACACCCAAUGCGCACUAGCCCGCUCACACCAGAGCAGGUGUACCUAGUUGUACACCGACUAUCGCGGGGCAUUGUGUACCCUGAACAGGAAGCCGACGAACGAGCACUCCGCGCGUUCCAACAGCACCUGAGGUCACUUGGCUGCGAGGUAUUCGAAGAUGUGAGCGUACCGUCGGGAGCCAGUGAAGAGACCUCAGAUACGCCGUUUGCUGUACCGUCAGGCGCGACGACAGAGCACGCCACUGCCCUGCCACGAGACAGCACAAUCCCAGAGGCCAACCUUGGCGAACUGCUCGAGGCGGAAACCAUGGAUACAGCGCAGCCCUCUAGAAAGAGGCCUGCAGCUGCGGAGGAGGAAGAUUCCGCCGCCAUCUCUGAUUCUACCUGCAUGCAAAGUCAGAAGAAGAAGACGCCAGAAGCUGCUGCCCACUCGGAGGCAGAUCAGGGGACCGACGACGGCUUCGUUGUCCCGAAGCGGCGGCACACUGCUCGGGCCAAACGGCUUGAGAGAGUGCAGCCGCUGCCGACAGCGAACUCAUUCGUCGACGUUCCUGACGAGCCGGAGCCCAUGGACGAAGCUGAGGCACCCAAGAGGCGGGCACCCGCCCCGCCACCGAUUACAGUAUCGUGGAAGGACACGUACCAGUCCUUCCUCGAGAAGUUCCAGACGGUAUCGUCCACCGCCAAGAUUAAAUGUGCCGGUCGGGACUUAGGCUGCGCCGCCUUCAAACGCGGCCCACGGCAGCAAGGACGUGCGGCACCGGCACGAAAGGUGCAACCAGGCACCAGCUUCGCCUCUGCCACCAAGGGGGAGUCCUCGGACGCCCCCAGGGGGCGGCGGGCGGAUGUCGCGACCACCAAGGCGCCCAACGAAGCAACUGGCGCCCAGGACGACCAACACCAGGGCGGACGGCUAAACCGUCCCCCCACCUCAGACAGGCCGCAAGCUGCUAGGCGUGCGGUCCCGCUAACGGACGCAGCCACUCCGCUGCGCCCCGCCGCCCACGCACCCGCAACCGCAGCACCUCCUGCAGCAAUUCCGCGACCAGAAGCAGCAGACCUGGGAGCAAUGUUGAGCUCCCUCUCUGCCCUGCUACAGCAACUGCCGGUGCUCGUCACCGCCCAAGGACGUUCGGCACCGGCACGAAAGGUGCAACCAGGCACCAGCUUCGCCUCUGCCACCAAGGGGGAGUCCUCGGACGCCCCCAGGGGGCGGCGGGCGGACGCAGCGACCACCAAGGCGCCCAACCAGGCAGCCGGCACCCAGGACGACCAACACCAGGGCGGACGGCUAAACCGUCCCCCCACCUCAGACACGCCGCAAGCUGCUAGGCGUGUGGUCCCGCUAACGGACGCAGCCACUCCGCUGCGCCCCGCCGCCCACGCACCCGCAACUGCGGCACCUCCUGCGGCAAUUCCGCGACCAGAAGCAGCAGACCUGGGAGCAAUGUUGAGCUCCCUCUCUGCCCUGCUACAGCAACUGCCGGUGCUCGUCACCGCC
Messenger RNA from Schistocerca gregaria, 1656 nucleotides. RefSeq names its product mucin-4-like. The transcript has 3 exons. The record is from RefSeq and is a predicted model, not a curated record. NCBI's taxonomy places the organism in Eukaryota, Metazoa, Arthropoda, Insecta, Orthoptera, Acrididae. The annotation marks the transcript as partial.